CGCGCAUUAUCUUUUUUAGAGUUGGGAUUAUACUAUAGACCAAUCGUUUAAUUGAGCGCAACUCAGCCCCCUCUGUUCUCCGUUUGCCGCUGUAUCCUCAAUCCAAAAUCUCCGAUACCCCGCGGUCAACUGAAUCACGAAACAGGAUGGAUCUUGUUAACAGCCUGGAAGGAAGACUCCUCUUCGCAGUCCCUAAGAAAGGACGUCUUCAACAAUCGACCCUCGACCUCCUUUCCGGCUGCGACAUCCAAUUCCGCCGUGAAAACCGCCUCGACAUCGCCUUGGUCAAGAACCUGCCUAUCGCCCUCAUCUUCCUCCCCGCCGCUGACAUCCCGACGUUUGUUGGAGAGGGCCGCGUCGAUCUCGGUAUCACCGGCCGCGAUCAGGUCGCCGAGCACGAUGCCCAGCUCGGCCUCCCAGAGGGCGAAGUUUCUGGUGUGCAAGAAAUCCUUGAUCUAGGGUUUGGCGGGUGCAAACUGCAGGUCCAGGUUCCGGAGAAGGGAGACGUCCAGAAAGUCGAGCAGCUGAUUGGGAAAAACGUUGUGACAAGCUUCACUGCGCUGAGCGAGCAAUUCUUUUCCCGCUUGGAGAAGGAGCAUGGCCCUGCGGAGAAGAAGACGAACAUCAAGUAUGUGGGGGGCAGUGUGGAAGCUGCUUGUGCGCUCGGCGUUGCCGAUGGGAUUGUCGACCUUGUUGAAUCCGGCGAGACAAUGCGCGCCGCUGGGCUAAAGGCUAUCGACACCGUCGUCGAGAGCACCGCUGUGCUCGUCAAGAACCGUAACACCCAGAACCCGCUUGUUGACUUGAUCACUUCUCGUAUCCGCGGUGUCAUUACCGCCAAGAAAUUCGUCCUCUGCCAGUACAAUAUCCCCCGCGACAGCCUCUCGACCGCCAGCAGUAUCACACCGGGCAAGCGCGCACCAACUGUAACGGCGCUGGAGGAGGACGGCUGGGUGGCCGUUAGCUCUAUGGUCGAGAAAAAGCAGAUUGCGACAGUGAUGGAUGAGUUGACCAAGGUUGGCGCGACGGAUAUCUUGGUUUUGAGCAUCGCCAACUCGCGGACGGAUUAG
Molecule: messenger RNA, 1070 nt
Organism: Aspergillus nidulans FGSC A4
Lineage: Eukaryota; Fungi; Ascomycota; Eurotiomycetes; Eurotiales; Aspergillaceae
Product: ATP phosphoribosyltransferase
Exons: 5
Coding region: 147-1070 (307 amino acids)
Biological process (GO): L-histidine biosynthetic process
Cellular component (GO): cytoplasm
Molecular function (GO): magnesium ion binding; ATP phosphoribosyltransferase activity
Source: RefSeq, a predicted model, not a curated record